UUAUGGGCUGCUGGUCGCUACGCCGACGCUCACUCCAGCUCCACUCUGAGGGGAACUCAGGAGCUCCGUGCGCACGAGAGGAAGCUGAUCUGCAGGACUACAGCGCAGCGCUGGUGGAGAGUAUCGGCGUCUGGUUGGUGUGCUGAAAGUUAAAGCUCUGUGCUCUGUGUUCCUCCCGGACUCUUGAGUUGCCGGCCGCCCGGUCCCAUCGAGUCACCAAGGCUCCGCCCCCUGCCCUGCUCCCGUCGUUGGCGCCGCGGCGGUCGUCCAGCAUGCAGUCGCCGUACCGCCUGCCGCACCCGCUGCCCCCUCUGCCCGUCAGGAAGGGCGUGCGCGGCCGCCGGCCCAAGAGCCAGACCAUCGCCAUGCUGAAGGCCGCCGCCGAGGCAGCAGAGGCCGCCGCCCACAACGGACCCGCGGUCACCGGGGGCAACGCCGCCGACAUCAUGAACCCCGCACCCCAGCUCACGCCCAGACCCCACAAGAAGAGAGGGCCCAAACCAGGCAGCAAGAGGAAACCUCGAGUGGGUCCAUCUCUGGUCAGCACAAGCUUGACCAACCUGACCUCAGAGCACAGGCUGUCUGCCAUGCAGACGCCAAAGGAUGGGUCCAACAACCCAGUCUCUACGGUGUGUGUGUACGUGAACAAGCACGGCGACUGUGGGCCUCAUCUGGACCGGACGCUGGUGCUGCAGCUGCCGGAUCACUUCGGGCCGGGCCCGGUCAACAAGGUCCUGCAAUACUCGGUCCAGGCGUGUGUGGACUGUGCCUACCAGCCCAAACUGCUCUACUCAUUCCUACAGUCACAGUCGGACGGCGGGGAGAUCAUCAGAGUGCGCUCUGACGGGGGCACCAGCUACGUGAAGCUGCCGUCUGCGUCCAGCGCGUCGUUCGUGCUGCGCUUCCUGGAGACGCUGUGCCACCACCUGCAGUGUGACACCCUGUUCAGCAGCCAGCCCUCCGGCCCCUUCAGCACCGGCCCCCCCACACACUGCGCCUACGACAGGAAGACCGUGAAAGAGGAGACUCCGGAGAGCCUCUCACUGACCCGGGGCCUGCGCCGCUUCACCGGCCACUCUGCCUCCUACGCAGACCCCCUGCCCUCCUACGCAGACCCCCUGCCCUCCACACUCCCCCCCUCAGAAGAGGCGCUUGCCAACGGUGAGAACGGCGCCGCUUCAGACCACCAGUCGGCCGAGUACGCCAUGGAGACGACCCCGCGACCUCACGGCAUGGCCACGCCCCCUAACGGCAUGACCCCGCGACCUCUGACGCUCCGCCCCUCAUCAGAGUACCGCCCCCCGGCCAACGCCCCCCCCAUCCUGCGCCGCCUCUCCUCCAACACCCCCCCCACACGCCUGCACCGUCAGGAGGCAGCCAGCUCCACUACGGGUCCAGAGCAGCAGAAGAUGGAGCUGGACGCUGCAGGCCGCUCCCCUGUGGGUAGCCCCUCCUCCUGGACCAUAGAGGAAGUGAUGCAGUUUGUGCGCGACGCCGACCCAAUGGCCCUGGGCCCACACGCCGAGCUCUUCAGAAAGCACGAGAUCGACGGCCGAGCCCUGCUGCUUCUGCGUAGCGACAUGAUCAUGAAGUACAUGGGCCUCAAACUGGGCCCCGCCCUCAAGCUGUGCCACCACAUCGAGAAACUGAAGCAGAGCAAGACCUAGAGAACACACAGACACAGAGACACAUGUGCGCACACACACACGCACACACACACACACACACACACACACACACACACAUAUGCACACUCACACACACACUCCAUAUUCACCAGCUGGGACUUGACUCUGUGACUGGCCAGGCUUCUCUUAUGAGGCUUGCAUGACCAGGCCCUGCGCCCCCUUAACCCUUAACCAGGCCCUGUGCCCCCUUAACCCUUAACCAGGCCCUGCACCCCCUUAACCCUUAACCAGGCCCUGCGCCCCCUUAACCCUUAACCAGGCCCUGCACCCCCUUAACCAGGCCCUGCACCCCCUUAACCCUUAACCAGGCCCUGCGCCCCCUGCGCCCCCUUAACCAGGCCCUGCACCCCCUUACCCAGGCCCAGUGCCCCAUUCAGGCCCUCCGCCCCCUUAGCCAGGCCCUGCGCCCCCUUAACCCUUGACCAGGCCCUGCGUCCCUUGACCAGGCCCUGCGCCCCCUUAACCCUUAACCAGGCCCUGCACCCCCUUAACCCUUAACCAGGCCCUGUACCCCCUUUACCCUUAAC
This is a messenger RNA of Sardina pilchardus (European sardine), 2215 nucleotides long. It is a transcript of the gene scml2, whose product is annotated as Scm polycomb group protein like 2. Gene Ontology annotation, biological process: negative regulation of DNA-templated transcription. NCBI's taxonomy places the organism in Eukaryota, Metazoa, Chordata, Actinopteri, Clupeiformes, Clupeidae. Gene Ontology annotation, molecular function: histone binding; chromatin binding. Gene Ontology annotation, cellular component: nucleus. The record is from RefSeq and is a predicted model, not a curated record. The transcript has 9 exons. Bases 273 to 1667 code for a protein of 464 amino acids.